Molecule: messenger RNA, 7157 nt
Organism: Amphiprion ocellaris (clown anemonefish)
Lineage: Eukaryota; Metazoa; Chordata; Actinopteri; Pomacentridae
Gene: slit2
Product: slit homolog 2 (Drosophila)
Exons: 41
Coding region: 781-5577 (1598 amino acids)
Biological process (GO): retinal ganglion cell axon guidance; negative regulation of cell growth; negative chemotaxis
Molecular function (GO): heparin binding; calcium ion binding; Roundabout binding
Source: RefSeq, a predicted model, not a curated record
UCUCCCUCUAUCACACACUCUCGGGAGCAGCGCUUUUGACGCACCACGCAGAGUUGGAUUAUAGUAUUGCGCGCUGAUCUUUCACUGGUUUUUUUGUGUCCCUCACAUUAGCCGCACUCCUGCCACUGACCGGCAAUUAAUACAUUAUCGGAAUCGAUAUCUCUACCGCCGCGGUGACCUCUGCUGAGCUUUUGGGAGAACCAAGCGCCCCCGCUGUUUCCUCGCCGGACGCGUGUUGUGAAUUAAUAACCAGCCUUACCUGGAGAGAGAAAGAGAGAGAGAGAGUGUGUGUGUAUGCGCACUAAGUGUGUGUGAAAGUGUGUGUGUGUGUGCGCGUGUGUCUUUGGAUCAGAUCAAGGAUCGAGGUGUUUCCCUGGCUGUGGCUUCACGCACUCUCAUUUACAAACGCAGCGCACACCGGGGGGAUUUGGGCACCGCAUGCCGGGGACAUGUGGAAGUUUGCGCCGCUGUAGCGCAGCCACAGAGCCGGUCUACCGCCUCGUCGACCACCCCUCUUCCCACCCAGGGGGACCAAACUCCCGGUGCACAGCCUUCACACACUGAAACCCCCUCUACCAAGAGGACCCCAAAUGUAAAUCCAGAACGAGAAAUCUCAGAAACACACGUCCGCAAAGGGAGGACAGCGAAAAGGAGGACGGCAUCCCGUUGCGUGAGUUUGUUGAGGUCCAUCGGGGGAUUUCGGGGCUUUAUUUUUUUGAACGCCCUUGUAUUUUCUCAGCAUUUUGUGGGUCUCAUAUUGGCCCCACACUUGCCGCAGUGAUGGUGGGAGCUCCGUGCCCCGUUGGCCCUGGCCGCUCCCCGGCGACAGUGCGGGGGCUGCUGCUGGUGGCUGCUCUCGUCCUCCUGGUCCUGUCCAGCGGAGCGGACGGUCAGCCCUGCCCGGCCCAGUGCUCCUGCACCGGGACUACAGUGGACUGUCACGGCCAAGGGCUCCGCAGCGUGCCCAGGAACAUACCCCGCAACACGGAGAGACUGGAUCUGAACGCAAACAACCUCACUAAAGUCACCAAGGCGGAUUUUGCAGGACUGAGGCAUCUUCGAGUGUUGCAGUUAAUGGAGAACAAAAUCACCACAAUCGAGAGAGGAGCCUUCCAGGACCUGAAGGAGCUGGAGAGACUGCGCCUGAAUCGGAAUAAUCUGGCCAUCUUUCCCGAACUGCUUUUCCUGGGAACAACGAAGCUGUACAGACUUGACCUCAGCGAGAACCAGAUUCAAGGGGUUCCAAGAAAAGCCUUCAGGGGAGCUGUGGAAAUCAAGAACCUCCAGUUGGACUACAACCACAUCAGCUGCAUCGAGGAUGGAGCUUUCCGAGCGUUACGUGACCUGGAAGUGCUCACCCUCAACAAUAACAACAUCAGCCGACUGUCUGUGGCCAGUUUCAACCACAUGCCGAAGCUCAGGACCUUUCGCCUGCACUCCAACAACCUGCAGUGUGACUGCCACGUAGCCUGGCUGUCAGAGUGGCUGCGACAGCGCCCCCGCCUGGGUCUUUACACGCAAUGCAUGGCCCCUCCGCACUUGAGGGGGCACAACGUGGCUGAGGUGCAGAAGAAGGAGUUUGUAUGCACAGAUUGGGACGAAGGUCACCAGUCGUCAUCGUCUUCCUCCUGCAGUGUGUUACAGUGCCCAGAGUCCUGCACCUGCAGUAACAACAUCGUGGACUGCAGAGGGAAGGGUCUGACAGAAAUACCCACCAACCUGCCUGAAACCAUUACUGAGAUACGACUGGAGCAGAACGCCAUCAAGGUGAUCCCAGCUGGGGCCUUUUCUCCUUAUAAGAAGCUGCGCAGGAUAGACUUGAGUAACAACCAGAUAUCAGAGCUGGCCUCGGAUGCCUUCCAAGGUCUGCGCUCCCUCAACUCUCUGGUACUAUAUGGAAACAAGAUCACUGAGAUUUCCAAAGGGCUGUUUGAGGGACUGUUUUCUCUGCAGCUCUUGUUACUGAAUGCUAAUAAGAUAGCAUGUCUGCGCGUCGACGCAUUUCAGGACCUUCACAACCUCAAUCUGCUAUCACUGUAUGACAACAAGCUCCAGACCAUCGCCAAGGGGACUUUCUCUUCACUGCGAGCCAUACAAACGCUUCAUUUAGCCCAAAACCCGUUUAUCUGCGACUGCCAUCUGAAGUGGCUGGCUGACUACCUGCAGGACAAUCCCAUCGAGACGAGCGGCGCCCGCUGCACCAGCCCUCGCCGGCUCGCCAACAAACGAAUCGGUCAAAUCAAGAGCAAGAAGUUCCGCUGCUCAGCAAGAGAGCAGUAUUUCAUCCCAGGAGUACACCAUGUCGGCUGUACAGAGGAUUACCGCAGCAAACUCGGAGGUGACUGCUUUGCCGACUUGGCCUGUCCUGAGAAGUGUCGCUGUGAGGGCACCACGGUUGACUGCUCCAACCAGAAACUCACCAAAAUACCAGAUCACAUUCCUCAGUACGCGGCCGAACUGCGUCUGAACAACAAUGAAUUCACUGUGCUCGAGGCGACGGGUAUCUUCAAAAAGUUGCCUCAGCUGAGGAAAAUUAACCUGAGUAAUAACCGUAUCACUGACAUAGAGGAGGGGACAUUUGAAGGCGCCUCAGGGGUCAAUGAGUUGAUUCUGACCUCCAACAGACUGGAGAACAUACACCACCGCAUGCUGAAGGGACUGAGUGGCCUCCGCACACUCAUGCUAAGGAGUAACCGUAUCAGCUGUGUGAGUAACAGCAGCUUCGUGGGUUUGAGCUCAGUGCGUCUCCUGUCACUCUACGACAACCAGAUCACCUCGAUGAACCCCGGAGCCUUCGACACGCUGCACUCUCUGUCCACGCUAAACCUCCUGGCCAAUCCCUUCAACUGUAACUGCCACCUGGCUUGGCUCGGCGAUUGGCUGAGAAGGAAACGCAUUGUCACCGGCAACCCUCGCUGCCAAAGUCCCUACUUCCUGAAGGAGAUCCCCAUCCAGGAUGUAGCUGUCCAGGACUUCGCCUGCGAAGACGGUAAUGAUGAGAACAGCUGCUCUCCGGUGCUGAGGUGUCCAGCAGAGUGUUCCUGUCUGGACACUGUGGUGCGCUGCAGCAACAAGGGUCUGACUGCGCUGCCCAAAGGCCUCCCCAAAGAAACCACUGAACUAUACUUGGAUGGAAAUCACUUCACUCAGGUUCCUGUGGAGCUCUCCAAUUACAAACACUUAACGCUCAUUGAUUUGAGUAACAACCAGAUCAGCACGUUGUCCAACCACAGCCUCAGUAACAUGUCCGAGCUGCUUACCCUAAUCCUGAGCUACAACCGGCUGCGAUGCAUACCAGUGAGGGCGUUCGAUGGACUUAAAUCUCUUCGUCUGCUGUCUCUCCAUGGUAACGACAUAUCGCUGAUCCCUGAGGGAGCCUUCAAAGACUUGUCAUCGCUUUCCCACCUGGCUCUGGGUGCCAACCCUCUGUACUGUGACUGCCACAUGCAGUGGCUGUCAGACUGGGUGAAGAGCGGCUACAAGGAGCCCGGCAUCGCUCGCUGUGCUGGGCCCGGUGACAUGACCGACAAACUGCUCCUCACCACACCCUCCAAGAAGUUCACCUGCACAGAAGUCCCCGGGCCUUGUGGUUUUCUGGUGCCAGGCCCAGUGGAUAUGAGUAUCCAGGCUAAAUGUGAGCCCUGCCUGUCCAACCCCUGCAAGAACGACGGCACAUGCGCCAAUGACCCUGUGCACUACUACCGCUGCACCUGCCCGUACGGAUUUAAGGGCCAGAACUGUGAGGAGCCGAUUCACGCCUGCAUCAGUAACCCCUGCCAGAACGGAGGAACUUGCCAUCUGAAGGAAGGAGAAGGGAGCAACUUCUGGUGUGUGUGUCCUGAGGGCUUCGAAGGCGACGCCUGCGAGAUCAACAUUGAUGACUGUGAAGACAACGACUGUGAGAACAACUCCACCUGCGUUGAUGGAAUCAACAACUACACGUGCAUGUGUUCGCCAGAAUACACAGCUGCUACCAAUGAGGUGGAGAGAGGGGAACUGUGUGAAGAGAAACUGGACUUCUGCGCCCCUGAGCUGAACCAAUGUCAGCACGACUCAAAGUGCAUUUUGACCCCUCAGGGAUACAAGUGUGAGUGCACACCAGGUUACGUGGGUGAACACUGUGAGCUGGACUACGACGACUGCGAAGAGAACAAGUGUCAGAAUGGAGGUCAGUGCAUCGAUGCUGUGAAUGGAUACACCUGCGUCUGUCCAGAGGGAUACAGCGGAUUGUUCUGCGAGUUCUCUCCCCCGAUGGUGCUUCCUCGCACCAGUCCCUGUGACAACCACGAGUGCCUGAAUGAGGCGCAGUGCGUCGUCGUGGGAACCGACCCCCGCUGCCAGUGUCUCCACGGCUACGAGGGCGAGCGCUGCGAGACGCUCGUCAGCGUCAACUUCGUCAACCGCGAGUCCUACCUGCAGCUUCCCUCCAGUCUCCUCUCUCCACAGACCAACAUCAGCCUACAGAUUGCUACAGAUGAGGACUCUGGCGUAUUGUUGUAUAAGGGGGACAAUGAUCACAUUGCCAUGGAGCUGUACAGAGGACGUCUAAGGGUCAGCUACGACACCGGAUCCUAUCCUCCUUCUGCUAUAUACAGUGUGGAGACAGUGAAUGAUGGUAGCUUCCAUGCUGUGGAGUUAGUAGCAUCAGACCAGACUCUGUCUCUGUCCAUCGAUGGCGGGCCGCCCAAAUCCAUCAACUCCAUCAACAAACAGUCCACACUCAACAUAGAUUCUCCUCUUUACCUGGGAGGGAUGCCAGAGCGUGCCUCGGCCACAGGUGGUCUUUCGGCCCUGCAGCAUAGCUCCGGCGGCCGCAACGGCACCAGCUUCCACGGCUGCCUCCGUAACCUCUACAUCAACGGGAAGCUCCAGGACCUGGGGGCCGGGCUGGAGCCGGGGACGUCAGGCUCGGGGGCUCUACAGAGCACCACCAGACAGUGGCUGGGUCAGGGGGUGGAGCCAGGCUGCCAGCCCUGCCAGAGAGGCGCCUGCGUCCAGGGUGACUGCCACCCAAUGGGUCACCGCGGCUUCACCUGUACCUGCCACCCAGGCUGGACGGGAGCGGUGUGCGACCAGCAAGUUAGCAACCCCUGCGAUGGCAAUAAGUGUAUCCAUGGUACCUGCCUCCCGAUCAACUCCUACUCUUACUCCUGCCGCUGCCAGCCGGGCUUCGCUGGCGUCCUCUGUGACGAGCAGGACCAGGAUGCAGCGAACCUCUGCAGUCUGUCCCGCUGCAAACAUGGCAAAUGCAGAGUGUCGGGUCUGGGCAAGGCCUACUGCGAGUGCAACAGCGGAUAUACAGGAGAGGCGUGCGACAGAGAGGUGGCCUGCCGAGGGGAACGGGUCCGAGAUGUCUACCAGAGACAGCAAGGCUACGCGGCGUGCCAAACCCAGGAGAAGGUCUCCCGUCUAGAGUGUCGAGGCAGCUGCCCGGGGGGGGCAGAAGGACAGGGCACCUGCUGCACCCCCCUUCGCAGCAAACGUAGGAAAUACACCUUCCAGUGCACUGAUGGCUCCUCUUUUGUCCAGGAAGUGGAGAAAGUUGUCAAGUGUGGCUGUACAAAGUGUUCUUCGUAAAAAAAAAAAAAAAAGAAAAAAGAAAGAAAGGAAAAAAGAGAGAGAGACAACACCCUCGGCAGAUUUCCUCCUCUCCAGAUAUGUUCUGUGUUCCUGCCCGCCUUACUUGAUCCCCUGUUGUCCAAAAUCCUGAUUUCCCACGAGGAAACCCUCCACAGUGCUCCCCCCCACCAACCCUGAUUUUUUUUUUUAAAAACCCUGAAAAAAGUUUUAAAAAAACAAGAGAAACAACUAAAAAAAAAGUUUCUUUUCUUGUCAGUGCUGGACUGAUGAUUGAUGCUUCCUCGGUGGGGAUGUUGAAUUGUAUUGUAAAGUACAAAAACAGACUUAUUUUUUAUUAUGAAGUGGAUAAAAAGACAAAAAAAAAAACACACAAGAGUUGACUUUUUCCUUACGUCUGCUUCUUUUUGUCGGUCAUGAUGACUCCAAUGGUGUGCAACACUUUCUCUUCCCCGGAGGACUGAUGGGUCACUGACGGCUCACCGUCUCCUGCAGACCUCCUGCUUUCUGUUUGUGAGUUGUGUGUUUUAGGAGUAACCUUAACUGGUAGUACCACAGACUCACCACUGAGAGGAGCUGUACUAAGGCAUGGGAGAGGGCGGGCAGUGAUAACCCCCUACACCACAAGGAACCACCACUGUAGUCUGCAGCCUCCCUUAGCAGACCUCCUGAACCCUCUGAGACUGUGUGCAUGAUCCUACACACAGCUGUGCUCAAACUUGUGGUAUUUUAUACAGCUACUGAACAACACACACCAAUACUCUCACCUGUAGAGUUAAACACGUUACCUGCCAGGUUAAAUCCACUACUCUCUGCUCAUCUACCCCGCCCCCAGUCAUGAAUGACAAGUAUUUAUUGUAUCAUAAAUACCUGUACUUAUUCAGUAGAUUCCCCAUGUAUCAAUCUGAUUCUUUUAAUAUAUAUUAAUUUAUAUUUGUCCUUAUUUUUGUAUUAAAAAGACAUAAUCUGUCAAGAUAGCUGAACUAACAAAAUGGUGUCCUUUAUUUUGGUUGAAAAGAAGUUUUUUUUUUUUUUUUUUGAUCACUGAAACUAUUCUGCUUGCCAGAGACCUUAGUUACAUUUUAAUCUGCAAAUGUGACGUGAAGACAUUGUAUAUUUUUGUCGCGUUUCCUGAGAGUUUGUACUGUGCCAUUACCAGAAGGUCUUUAUAUUAGAGUAUAAAUGUAUAGAUAAUUUCCCUACCUAUGUAUUUCACACACAAAUCUUGUGAGUAGCAUUGACCCUAGAGGAUGCUUAGAACUGUUUUUACCUUUUUAACAAAUUUAUGCUUAAAGAAUACUGUGACUUUUUCUAAAUGAAACUACUUUGUUAGCCCCUCGGUCUCUGAUGUUAACAUGUUGCUGCUAAGUUUUUGUACCGUAGACUUGGAUCCUGAUCUGUAUGUUAUAUAGAACUUCCUGCUCCUACUGUACGGGGCACCUUGUGUAACAGAUAAAUAUGUCCCCUCCCCCCCCCACCUCUACACAUGUGCAUUGUGCUUUAUAUUCCCCUUUCUCCAUCCCCAGACUAAUGUCAGUUCCCUGACUGAUGUUUGUUUAUUAAACACAAUAUUUACCUCA